GUGAUAAAACAUUUUCGUAUUGUCGUUUAGUUUUAAUUUCAACCCACAGUAAUAAACAUCGUUUGAACUGAGGAAAGCAAAUUUCGUGUCACCGAUCAGCUAAAGAAAUGGACGAGAAUGGCUAUUUUAUUCUUAACCAAGACUGCAUUUUGGAGAUAAUGAAAUACCUAAUUACCGACUGCGAAGAAUACGACACUUCAAAGCAUUACGAUUUAAUCAGCUUUGUGUUGGCCCAUGAAUUAUUCCUGGAAUUGCUUGCGACGCAUCACAAAAGGCUGUACGAGAUUCUGAAAGAUGAACUUGCUCGCAGGAUUACACAACUGCUCAUAGAUCUGCGCAUCAAUAGGUUAUCAACCCAAAAUAGGGACUUAUUCUGGAGAUCCCAUCUGCAUUCUAUCAAGGACAGAAUAUCUUUCAACGUUGAUCUACAUUUUUACCAUAAUAAAAAAAAAAAAACGGUGUGUCAGGUAAAUGUUGGAAAAACAGGUUAGUAAUAAUUUUAAAACACAGCCAAACCAACAACCUAACUAAUUUUAUUUGAAGGCCCCUCAUCAAAACCGAACAAUAUAAUAUUGAUUGCUAACAUUACCCCAAAAGAAUUAGUGGAUAUUUGCCGCUCGAUACCAAAUUUAAGAAAGUUGUCCUUCGAAAGCACUGUAAUGAUUGGAAACAUUUCAAAGAUCGUUCCUCAUUGCAAAAAUCUUGAAAAGCUAAGCAUUGAACUUAGGCCAGGAAGCGAUGUUGCACAAUUUGCAUCACUGACACAGUUGCCCAAUUUAAAAGCGCUACAUAUCACUGGAUUCCAAAAAAGCGAUUCCCAAUUAACUUUUUUUAAUGAUUUAAAAAGAUUUUACAUACCCAAAAAUCGAGCACCUUUAAGAUUCUCCUUUCGAGAUGAUCUACGUGAGCGGUCUAUUACUUUUGUUGCUCUUGAGUCAUUAAGACAAUUGCACAUAACUGACUUAACUGAAAUCCGUAUAACUCUUGAGGCGGCCUAUGAAUUCAGCGAAUUAACGCAAGAUGGCAGUCCAAUAGAUGAAUCUAUGGUAACCAUAACCUUAGGUGAAAAUGUGAGCAUCAAAUUUGAUAGCUGUAAGGAAGAGCUCGUUUUAAAUAUACGUAAAAACUCGGAUUUGAGCCAAAUGAUUUCUUUAUCAAAGCUGCACAAACUGAGUAGUUUGGUCAUAAAAAAUCGUUCUAGAAAUUUUAUAAAGCACACUUCAAUUGCAGAAUUCCUUCGAUCAUUAGUGCCAAAUGAAUCACUUGCUUUAACAUCAUGCAAGAUAAAUCAUAUAUAUUUGGAUCGAUCAGAGUCCAAAGAACUUGCAAAAAUAAAGUCGCUUCUAUUUUUGAAGUGUAACUUAUCCGAUUGCAGUUCGUUGCAGUUUUUAAACCAAUUAACCAACUUGCAGUACUUGGAAAUCAAUGUCAAUGAAUCACUUGAUACCGAUACAUCAUUGUUUGUUCUCGAUUUGCUAUCUUCAUGUCGGAUCCAAGCUAAAAUAAUUUUCGAAAAUGUUAAUAUUACCUUAAUGAAGCAUGAGGAAAACCUACAUAUUUUUUUAAAAUUCGCCUGUGCAUCCGAUAUAUUGUCUCCCCUGGCAAAACUUAAUGGCGUUACCAGCCUUAAAAUUUCAGGCCGUUCAGGAGACCAAUCCCUAAAUGGAUUCUUUGAAGCAUUCGCCACCAAUAGAAUGAAUACUAUCGAAGAAUUAGAUAUUUCCGAAUUGGGUAACACUUUCUUUAACAGGAUAUCUAAAGUGGCAGAAAUUCAAACCAUUAAAAAACUGUCGUGCCACCUCGUAGAUUUAGCUGGAAUUGAGAAGUUGGCCAACUUGAAUCAACUUGAAGAAUUGAACAUAAAAUCCAAUGCAUUUGGAAACCUGUCUUCGCUUUUUACCAAUCUGGCGACAAAGAAUGUAAUUCAACAUAUAAAAAUACCAAAUGGUAACCUUUCGCCUGAAGAGGUUUUACAAGUUUCCCGGAUAAGAUCCCUGAAAAAAUUAGAGUGCUCCUUUGCCGACUUGCACGAUCAAUAUUCUAUGUCAGAGCUGGCUAACUCUAGAACUAAAGAACUAGUUCUUUAUUAUACUCAUUUCAACCAAAAUCGAAACCAAACUCUAGUGACAAUAUUAACAGCAUUUUCCUCAAAGAGUGUAAUCGAGCUUCAGUACCUUGAAAUUAAAGACAAAACCAUCGACAUUUUAGAAGUCACCUACAUUUCUAAAUUAACAGUUUUAAAAAGUUUGCAAAUUGCGUGUUUUGACUCACUUUGGGCUUUGGCACGCAAUCCAUUGUGUAAUCUUCAGAAAUUGGAAUUCAAUUUUCAUAUUGGCUUUAGGGAAUGUAAAUGUUUGGUUGAACUGGAAGCAUUGGAGUCGUUAAAAUGCUCAAUCCGAGUUGAAAAAGGUACUGAAAUCUUGGCCAAUAUAAAAAGUCUCAAAGAACUGAUUAUCGUUGAGGCAGAAGGUUCGCUGAGUGAAUUUUACCGUCCUUUUGCUCACACAAAUUUGCAAAAGCUGCAUACACCAAUUAUAAGUUCGGAUGAGAUCCAUGAGAUAUCGCAAGUAAAAUCAUUAGCAGAACUAAAUAUUGAUAUUAAAAGAGAAUGUGACAACUUGUCAGAAAUCGGUCAACUAACUGAACUUAAGACACUACGUAUGGCUGAAAUUUACUUGCUCGAAAUAAACUAUGCAAUUAGAGAUACAUUAUUAGCUAGCAAAGAUACUGUGUUGCCGAUUUUUCAAAAGUGUAAAAAACUCGACCACGUGACUCUGGAAUUUAGCGAAGGACUCCUGCUCAGGGGAGUAGGACACAUUUCAGAAGAAAUUUUUAAAAUUGUGCGAUCUAUAAGGGAUCCCGUACUUCGCAGACCAUUGAAACUAUGUAUACAAUCGUACGAACACGUAGAGGACAUUGAAAAUGAAUACUUAAUGGUCUCCAGUGUACAACUCUAUAAUAACAGACAUGAUCGCGACCUUUUUACGGACUGUUGGGGACUAGGAAGAUCCUCAUCGUAUUAUUAUUAAUGUCAAAUUUUAACACAAUCUAAUUAGAAAUAAAUUAAACUGUGGCUCUGGUUUAAAUAGCCUGUUUUUAUUUUAACCUGAGAGGCUUUAAGCAGCCAGGGGCAGCUGUAUGCCAAUUUGGCGAAGUUUGGGAGAGAAUGUGUAAAGUGAGGCGUUAGUCAGCGCCUAGGUAAAUCCAGCUGUCCUGUUUCUUAGCAGGAUACUUGUUACGAACUUUUCCACAAAUCGUAAUCGAAGCUUUUUAUUUUAACUAAUAAAAUUCCUAAAAAAAGUGCGUUUUGUAAGUAAAGCUUUAAAAAUACAUAAGUAAUGUUAUAUUUAGUAACACAUUUUAAAUCUCCCUUCUGUAAUUUUUACUGCCAAGAAAACCUCUAUUAUGUACGAGCCACUUGGUUUAUGUGUGUGAAGAAAAAUGUAUGAAACUUUUGUCAAUAGUUAAAUGUUUUGAAUACUGUGUCCUUACCUUGUUUGGAUUUGCUUUUUAAGCUAAUAUAAAUACAAGUACAAGCUAAUAAAAAUAUAUAUUUGCUGUGUUAUAAUCGAAAUCAAUCGUAUCAAUGGCCUUAGUUUACUAUACUAUAGUAUUUGAUAUACCAAAUAAAAAAAGCUUCCCUUUCUAAACUCCCAUAUACGAUUUUACAUUAUUAUUUUACUUUAUUUUAAUCUUCUUUGCUGCUCUACAUAGUUCGAAAUUUUUAAGCCUGAGUCACUUUAUAUUAUUUCUUUAUGUAUUUACAUGUUUAUAUACUACUUAUCUGAGCUAUAGUACAGUAAAAUACAAAUUCAUCAACUCUUGACCGGAAACAUUUAAUACUAAUAAUACUGUUAGCUUUUAUUAUAUACAAUUUUCAUAAAUCAUUUAAUUUUAUUUAAAACAAUGAAAGAUUUGUACAAAAUUAAAUAUUUAGUACUUAAAAGUUUUUAUUUCAGAAGUUGUACUGUAUUGACCUACUUGGGGAUUUUAUGAACACAUUAUUGUUCAGUCUUGAUUUCGAAGCCAAGUAGUAAACAGAGGUCUGGUUAUUUUCAAAAAAGAAAAAAAUAAAGAUUUUAUUUUGCGAUAAAGUGUAAAGCGAUAUUUCCAUUUCAUCUGUUUAUUUAAGUGAACCUCAUCGACAAGCUAAAGAAAUGGACGAGAAUGGCGCUUGUACUCUCAACUCCGACUGCAUCUUGGAGAUCAUAAAAUACAUAAUUACCGACUGCGAAGCUUAUGACACUUCAAGUUAUAACGAUCUAAUAAACUUUGUGUUGGCCCACGAGUUAUUCCUUGAAUUGCUUGCAACACAUUACAAAACGCUGUACAAUGAACUUGAGGUGGCUGUUGCUUGUAGGAUAAGCAGACUGCUUAUAGAUCUGCGCAUCAAUAAGUUAUCAAGCCAAAACAGGGACCUCUUCUGGAGUUCCCAUCUGCAUUCUAUUAAGAACAGAUUACCAUUUAACGUGGAUUUGAAUUUUCACAAUGAGAUGGUUUGUAACUCAAAUGUUGAAACAAAAGGCCCCUUAUCAUGUUCCGCGAUUAUGAAGCUGAAUGUUAAUAUUACCCCAGAAGCGUUGGGGGAUAUUUGCCGCUCGCUACCAAGUUUAAGAAAGUUGUUCUUCGAAAGCACUGUACUAAUGAACGGAAGCAUUUCGAAGAUCGUUCCUCAUUGCAAAAAUCUUGAAAAGCUAAGCAUUGAACUUAGGCCAGGAAGCGAUGUUGCCCAAUUUGCUCCACUAACACAGUUGCCCAGUUUAAGAACGUUGAAUAUCAGUGGAAUUCACAAAAGCGGUUCUCAAUUGGUAUUUUUUAAUGAUUUAAUAAGAUGGCACAGACCUCAAAAUCUACCACCUUUAAGAUUAUCCAUUCGAGAUGACAUAUGCGAGCGAUAUAUUACUUUUGCUGCUCUUGAGACAUUACUUUACUUGCGCAUACAUGACCAUUCCGAAACUAAAUCGAGUACAUACCAUAUAUCUUUUGAGGCGGAGUAUGAGUUCAACGAAGUAACGCAAGGUGGCAGUACAGAAGAAGAAUCUCUGGUAACCACAACGUUUGGUAACAAUAUGAACAUGGUUUUUAACAGUUGCAGAGAAGAGCUCGUCUUAAUGAUAACAAAAAAUUCAGAUAUUGGCAAAGUGUCUUUUUUAUCAAGGCUACGCAAGCUGAGAAGUUUGGUCAUAAAAAAACUUAAUGGAGGAUUUAUUGAGCAGCAUACUUCAAUUGCAAAAUUCCUUCGAUCAUUAGUACCAAAUGAAUCACUAGCUUUAACAUCAUGCAAGAUUAGUGAUAUAUGUUUAGAUCGAUCAGAGUCUAUAGAACUAGCGAAAAUAAAGUCGCUUCGAUUUUUGAAGUGUUAUUUAUCCGAUUGCUCCUCGUUGCAGUUUUUAAACCAAUUAACCAACCUGCAAUACCUGGAAAUCAAUGUCAAUGAUUCACUUGUUUCCAAUACAUCAUUUUUCGUUCUGAACUUGCUAUCUACAUGUCAGAUGCAUGCUAAAAUAAAUUGUAAAAACUUUGAGAUAACCUUAAGGAAUUAUGAAAAAACCCUUAAUAUUUUUAUGAAAUAUGACUGUCCAGCCGAUAUACUGUCUCCCCUGGCACAACUUAAUGGCGUUACCAGCCUUCAAAUUUCAGGCCAAACGGAGUCCAAGUCCCUAAAUAGAUUUUUAGAAGCAUUCGCCAACAGUAAAAUAAGUUCUAUCGAAGAAUUGGAUAUUUCCAAAUUGAGUAUAUAUGUAAACUCUUUGAAUAGCAUAUCCAAAGUAUUGUCCUACUUCAAAAUUAUUAAGAAACAUCCGCGUCCUCUAAGAGAUUUACAUGGAAUUGACCCACUCGAAGAGUUGAACAUAAACACCAAUGAACUUGGAACUCUCUCUUUGCUUUUUUCCAGUCUGGCGGCAAAGAAUGUAAUUCAAUCUAUAAAAAUAGCAAGUGUGGAGCUUUUGCCUGAAGAGGUUUCAAGGGUUUCCCGAAUAACAUCACUGAAAAAAUUGGAGUGCUCUUUUGCCGAAUUGCAGGAUCAAAAUUCAUUGUCACAGCUAGCUAGCUCUAAAAUUAAAGAUCUAAUUGUUUUCGUAAACCAAAACCAAUCCCUAAUGACAUUACUAACAGCAUUUUCCUCGAAAAAUACAAUCGCGCUUCAGCGCCUUGAAAUUGUAGGCAAAACUCUCGACAUCUCAGAGCAAACCGAAAUUUCAAAAUUAACAGUUCUAAAAAGUUUGAAAAUUUCGAGUAUUCAUUUGGUACCUAGUCCGCUGUGCAAUCUUCAGAAUUUAGAGCUACCUUUUAAUAUUGGCUUCAGUGAAUGUAAAUUGUUGGUUGAACUUGAAACACUGCAGUCAUUAAAAUGCUCAUUGCGCGUUGAAAAGGGAAUAGAAGUUUUGGCAACUAUACAAAGUCUUAAGGAACUAAUCAUUGAUAAAGCUGAUGGUUCGCUAGUUGAAUUUUUCCGAGCUUUUGCUCAUGAAAAUUUGGAAAGUUUGCAAAUACUGCAUAUAAUAAGUUCGGAUGAGAUCCAUGAGCUAUCGCAAAUCAAAUCGUUAGCAGUUCUGAAUAUCAUUAUCAACAGAGAAUGUGACAAUUUGUCAGAAAUAGGCCAACUAACUGAACUUAAGUCUCUACGGAUAGCUGAAGAAAACUGGUUUGGAAUAUGCCAACUAAGUACAGCCGCAAAAGAUACGUUUUUUGCUAGCAAUGAGGCUGACAAAUAUAACUUUUUUGCUAGCAAUGAAGCCGAAAAAGAUACCUUUUUUGCUAGCAAUGAUUGUGUGUUGCAUAUUUUUCGAAAGUGUGAGAAACUCGAUCACGUGACCCUGGAAUUUAACGAAGGAUUCAUGAAACUAGAAAAUAUUUCACAAGAAAUUUAUAAAAUUCUGCGAUCUAAAAGGGAUUCCGAACUUCGCACACCAUUAAAACUUUUUAUACAAUCGUACGAUCAUGUAGAGGACAUUGAAAAUGAAUACUUAAUAGUCUCCAGUAAACAAAUCUAUAAUUACACACAUCCUUACGAAAUUAACACGAACUGUUGGGGAGGAGGAAGUUGCUCAUUGUAUUACUAAUAAUGUCAAUUUUUUAAACACAUUCUAAUUAGAUAGAAAUUAAACUGUGGCUCUGACUGUGGCGUGACCCUUGAAAUAAAUAAAGAUUUCAUGAAUGUACUUACUAAAAAAUGCAAGAGGAGUUAAUAAAAUUCUACAAACUACAAGAGAUACCGUACUUUGGAGACCUUUACAACUUCGUAUUCAAUCCUAUGAUUUUGAGGUAAAUAGUAACAAUAAUAACUCUAUUUUUUCCUAAUAAAAAUAUUUUUCAUGCAGAUAGAGGAUAUUAAUAAUGAAUACUUGAAGGUGUUCUAUUCACAAAGAAGAGAAAAAACCUUUACUUGGGCAGGGUCCCGAAGAUUUUCGAUGAAUUAACACACACAAUAAAUAGAAAAAAAUAUAUAAAAAUAAAGUGAAUUAUUUUAAAAAGAGUUAUAUGCAAAGUUUAGAUGAUUUUUUUCUUAAUAACACUUAUUUUAAAGGGUUAUUAAUAUAAAUAAUACAAACCUGUUGCAAUCCUUUUUCCAAAUUGUUACAAAUGUAAAAAUCUUUCAAUAAACAGAGUGCGGUUAUAAUGUAAUACAAUUUAUUCAAGUUUUCGUUUGGCAAAUUUUGAUGGACCAUUUUUUGCAAACGCGUCUCUCCAGGUUGUUUAGUUGAAUUCUUCCAAAGAAAACGGUCAGCAGCAAUUUUAUUUCUCGAAUUUUAAACCUCUAAAUGGCGUUGUUCUUCGGAUAUGUGUACCUAUUCUUGAAUACUACAAAUAUGAAUAAUAUAUGUAUCUUUAUUAAUCACUUUAUUUUCGCAGCUCCAUUCCUGAGACGUAGUGACGCAUCCUUCUUGAAGCAUCAGUAUCAUCAUGCCAUCUUUAGGGUCGUGAGUCAUCGGGCCUCAGUCAUCUUUGUUAACAUGACUAAUGUCACGUUAGUUUAUUGAAAUUUUAUUCUCUUUGAAUAUACAUUUGGUGGGUGAGGUUUUUAGGUGGCAUUUUCAAUACCGAUAUAGGAAUUCAUGUAAGGGACAAAGCAUCAGAAACCUCACCCGAAAACCUGAUGCUUUUUGUUCGUACGAAAAUAUGUGAAAGGGUUUGAAGUUUUUAGUAUUAUUGGAUAUAGGUGUUCUAUGAAAUCAAAAGAACAAAGUAUAGGGAUGUUCCGCCAGGUUCAAUACAAACAAAAAACUUUUGAUAAAGGAUUUUGCUAAAAUACAUUAUGUUAAAAGUGGAGGAGUUUAAUUCAAAACAAGACAUAAAUAUGAUUAUUUAUUUGAAAUAAUUUCGUGCCAUAGCAUUGUUAAGCAAUACGUACUAAACCCACAUCCAUACAAUAUUUAAUAAUAUUUAAUAUUAUAAAUUAGUCAUAAAAGAAAAUCACUGUGAUAUACAAGCACAGAAAAAAGCUUCGAUAGAAGUAGGACCUAAGAUUAGGAGUCUAAAGGGCAAUAAAUUGUAAAAUUUGGGAUUUUUUGAUGAUUUUUGUUCUGUUUUUUUUUUUUUAAAUUAGCGCAUUGUCAGUUGCUUAUCUUGUGUUGAUUUUAUCAUUUUUAAUUGUCAAUAUCGACAUAGUCACAAAAACAAAAUUUUCCCUGUAGCGUAAAAUGUUAUAUUUUAUUAAAUGGUAUUACACAAAGGUAUGUGUAUAUCAAUGCAAUGCAUGUUUAGUGCACAAUUUUUAGAAACACAAAAGGAGGAAUUGAUUUAGUUGAAAGUCAUUUGUGUUACUAUAUUUUGCGAAUGCAUAAUAAUAUGAUGAACAAAUUUUGAAGAAAAUGUAUUAAUUUUAUUGGGUUUUAUUUUUUUAACUUUUGAAGUGUGUAGGAAAAUUUAAAUUCGUACGAAAUGUUGGUCAUUUUCCUUUUAUAACUUUAUUUGUUGCAUUUAGAGAUUCUUUUCAAAUCGUCUAUGAAAUUUUUAGUAGAAGUAUGUAUAUUUUAUGUAAAAGCAUAAUGAGCGUACAAGUAGAAUAGUAGGAGGGUAGAGAAUUCAGCUACUGGUAUUAAUUAUGGAAUGUGGUAGUAUUCAUUAUAUGAAGUGUACAUAUUCUAUGGGAUAUGCAUAUUUAUAUUCCAAAAUGCUAUCAAAUCAUUUACCAUUUAUUAAGUUAUGAUUGAAAUGAAAGCCCAAGCAUCGGAAUUAUAUCCAAAAAUAUAUUCAACUUGAUUCUUUUCUCCUUUUAAUAACAAGGUUAGGUCUUCAUUGCCACUUGUUUAAUACUUAUAUAUUACAAAAAUUUCGUGCAAACAGGAAAGUUUUUGUGGAUAAACUAUUUUUAAAGGGCAGAAACAGUUAACUACCAGUAUUUUGUUCAUUCAAUAAGUUAUGCCACGUACAUAUAUGAUACUUGUAAGCGGAAACUGAACAUAAACAUUCAUAUUCACAUUCACAUUCAUUCCUGUUAAAUGUUUCUAAUAGUAAAGAGGUCCCAUUUUUUAUAAAGUGGAAAGUUACCCCUGGUGGGCAAAGUGGUUUGUGCAAGUUUUUGGAUAUGAUUUCUACCUCACAUUUUUUAAAAGCAUGUUUCCCAUUUGCAUUUUAAAUAGAACGAAAAAUAGCUAGCACUACUGAAGAAUUUUCAAAAAUACCUUUCAGAGUGACUUCAUAGCUGUUAUUGAGGAUUUAAAAAUCAUACUUGCAAUCUCUUUAAUUAAAGUUAAAUAAAUCCAUUUCGGGGUACUAUAAAUACAUGUGUAAUGAUGCUGCUCAGUUUUUGUUUAUAAAACAAUUCAAUAAAUUGUAUCAUUCGCCUCAGGUGACGCAUUUCAAAAAAAGUAGAAAGGAUGAAAUUUUGUAGUCGUCGUAAUCCAAAUCCAUUGCCAGUUCAGGAAAAACGUUUACCAGCACCGAACUUUUGACCUGAUAGCUCCUAGGUCAUUUCUAGUAGGUUUAUCAACAUUCCUAUUAUUGAAUUGCUUCAUUGUAUUUAUUGUAUUCUUCCAUUUCAAAGUGCCGAAAAUUUUAGCAUAAAUAUAAUUUCUAGUAGAUUUAUCCAUAUUCCUAUUAUAGCAAAGAUCAAAAUAUCAAAUUUUGGAUGCAGUUGAGAAUUCAGUUUUUCCAUCUCAAUGUUUUUUAUUGAUGAAGUAAGAAGAUAAGGGACAUCAAUGUUUGCUUUGAAAAAUCCAUUCAUUUGAGAAAUCUUUAGGAAACGUACGAGCUUCCAAUUUCAAACAUGCAUUUUAUUUGUCAUAAUACGAUAUUUGCCGUUACCGUAAAUUCUUUUUACUGGUGUGAAUCGAUUUGUAUUUUAAAUUGUGAUUUUAUGUUAUGUAUACUUUUAUAUACCUUUGUUUGUACUUUAUUAUACAUUAUUGACUUGAACAGCUUAAUAAAUCAAAAAUGUGCGGGGCAAUUUUUAUUAUUCAAAUUACAAAUUAAAAAAUAUUGUCAAAUUUGAAUAAAAUAAAAACUUCUAU
Drosophila takahashii is the source of this 10454-nucleotide messenger RNA. The record is from RefSeq and is a predicted model, not a curated record. Lineage: Eukaryota; Metazoa; Arthropoda; Insecta; Diptera; Drosophilidae.